CGGCCCGCCCCCACCACCACUGCCGCCGCCGCUGCCCCGUCCCCCGCCCCCUCCGACCCUGAGGUGAUGACCGCCGAGGAGGCCCAGCAGCUGCUCAGUGCCAACAUUGUGGAGAGUAGAGCAAGAGAGACGCAUGGGGUGCUAUCCGACGAGGAGGCGCAAGAGAUCGUGCUUCUCCUCUCCCCCACCAAGACCGACGCACCCCACACCUUCACCCCCCAGCAGCCCCCCACCACCCAGGAGCCCACCCCUCCCCCCGUGCCGCCCCACUACACCACGUCGGGGCAGGGGGAUGAGUAUGAUGGGGCGCUGACCUCCCCGCUGAGCCCCGAAGAUGUGCCCUCGGAGCAUGACUCAUCGGAGGCCUCGGGUGUGGGUGUGGCGGGUGACGGGUUCCAGGUGACGCGGGUGAAGGAGGUGUUGGUGGAAGACGGUGUUCACUACCUUGAAGACGGACACUUCUGGGUGGAGGUUCCCGGGAUCCCCGAGGAGGACGAGGACGAGGAUGAUGACCCCGCCAUCCCCUUCCACCCUCACACCAAGCUCACCUUCUCCACGCAGCCCGUCCAGGUGUUCAGCACUUACUCCGUCACCGAGUACGACCGGAAAAAUGACGAGGUGGACCCAGUGGCUGCCAGCGCUGAGUACGAGCUGGAGAAGCGCGUGGAGAAGAUGGACGUGUUCCCGGUGGAGAUCGUCAAAGGCGAGGGUGGACUAGGCCUCAGCAUCAUCGGCAUGGGUGUGGGAGCGGACGCAGGUGUGGAGAAACUGGGCAUCUUCGUCAAGACUAUCACACCUGGAGGAGCCACGGAGAAGGACGCAAGGAUACAGGUUAACGAUCAGAUCAUUGAGGUGGAUGGCAAGAGUCUGGUGGGCGUGACGCAGGUUUUCGCAGCGUCCGUGCUCAAGAACACCAGCGGGCAAGUGCACUUCCUCAUCGGCCGAGAGAAGGACCCAGAGAACAGCGAGGUGGCCCUGCUCAUCAAACAGUCCCUACAGGCUGACCGAGAGCGUGAGGAGAGGCGCCGAGCAUUAGGUGGGCCAGACUACGACCCACACGCGACCCACGGCUUCUACGACACCCUCUCCUCCCCCUCUGAGGACAACAGCCGCUCCGAUGACCUCCCCCACCACCCCCACCACCCGCACCACCACCACCCCCACCACCACCACCACUACGGGUACAUGGAGGGGGGCGUGGUAGUGGGUGGGGGCAGCGGGGGAUCAGGACCUACCUCCCCCGACCACACCUCCUCCCCCCCGCCGGAAGUGUUCGAACUGGAGGGUGACGCUUCGGAUGUCUCACCCGAUGCGGAUGUUGGGGUCCUGAAGCUGAAGUUGAAGGAGGUCCAGUACAGGAAUGCCAUCGCUGAAGCCGAGAUUACCAAACUGAAGAUGACGCUGCUGGAGAUGGAGAAGGUGGUAUCGGAGAACACCCAGUACACGGCCCAGCUGAUGGAGGCCCAGGGCAAGAUGUCGGAGCUGGACACCAAGCUGCAGACCAAAGAGACGGAGGUGGCCACGUACCAGGACAUGUUGGAACAGUCACAGGGACAGUUCAUCGUGCUGGAGAAGAAGUAUUACAAGGCCAAGAAGAUUAUCAAAGAGUACCAGGGCCGUGAGCGUGACUUCCUGCACCGGGAGGAGUAUCACAUCACGCAGCUGGAGGACAAAGACUCACACUACAACGCUCUCGUCAAGGCUCUCAAGGACAGGGUGAUACAAUUAGAGCAGGAGCUAACCAAGGCCCAGAAGAGUGCCGGAUUACCUGUGCAAGUGCCAAGCGACCCCAGCACACAACCCGCCUACUGGAACCUACAGCAGAGUGCCCAAAAUGCCGCCCUGUCCAAGUUACCGGUGAAGGAGGAGCUUGACGAGGCCGUUCCGCCCCACGAGUUGCUGGACGUGUCAGCGAGCCGGGCCAAGGGGGAGCUGGCCUCACGCGGCGGCCUGGCCAACCGACACCUGCCCUCGCUCAAGAAGGCCACCAGUAUGAGCAGCACCAGCAGCCAGGACCAGAGUCUUGAUGAGAGCAGCCUGGACGAGGACUUGCCCGAGGCCCUCAAGCACCAGCAGCAGCUCGCCGCCCUGGAGCCGCCACAGCAGGACGACCACAGCAGGAGGUCAGCAGUGGGGGCCGACACCCCCUCCCAGCCCCCAGACCCCCACCCUGCCUUCCACCCGCCCCCCCACCCCCCUGCAUCCUCCCCCAGUAGUAAUGUAGCCCCCACCAAGCUCCCACACCAGCCCCCGCCCCCGUCAUACUCCCAGGCGACCAUGGGGGGUGUGGGGGUGGGUGCGCACCUCCCCCCACACCACCACCACCCCACCCCGCCCCCGCCAUACCACCCACCCCCUGUGCAGCAGUUCCCCCAGCCCCCCCGGCAGCCCCUCAUGCCGCACCAGUCCCCGACUGCCCGGGCGGGGUGGAGGGCGCCCCACAGGCGCGGAGAUCCCUACCACCCCCCUGUGGCCCGUGUGCUCCCCGUCAACAGGGCCGAGAUAUCCGAGUCGUCCAGCCUGGCGGCCCACCUAGCCAGCCGCACCCCACAGCAGCACAGCCUCGCCGAGCAGCUCAAGGCUCUGCUGGCGGAGAGCUUCGGUAACGGCAGGGAAGGGGAGGGAGAGGCGGCCCCCCAGAGAGUGGAGCGCGACAUCAGCCCCAGCAAGCGAUCGCCCACGAGCCUCAUGGAAGAUGUUAGGCAGGCAGUGAUGCAUGCUGACGUAACCUUGGGCAAGAAGCCUCACAUUAGCGGUCCCUUGCAUGUGUCGUCAACAGCGCACCAUCUCGUAUCCACCGCGCACCACCCGGCCGGCCCCCCACCCCCCUCCUCGGCCACCUCCCCCAACAGGUCACAGUCUGCCUUCUACACCCCCGUUAGUAAGACAGCCCGGGAAGCCCACCGAGAAACACACCGGGAAUCCCACCGCGAGUCCCACCGAGAAUCCCACCGCGAGUCCCACCGUGAGUCCCACCGCGAGUCACACCGCGAGACUCACCGGGACUCCCACAGCGGCGGCGGCGGGUCCCCUAAGCUCGGGCGGACAGGCAUCAGCGGAAGCCUUAACAGCCCGGGGUCAGCGGUGGUCAGCCCCAACCCGUCAGGAGGCGUGGUGCUGCUGAGUCAGAGGUCCCUGGAGUCAACCACCACAACCACCACCACAACCACCACCUCACACAAAGGGACACUGGGUCUAGACGGCAGCAGCGGGGAGGUGAGCAGCGGCCCCGCCUCCCUGGGCUCGGGGGACGAGGGGUCGGGGGCGUCGCUCGGCUCACAGACCUCCCUCACCCACACCCACCCCCAGCCGCCCCCGCCGCCCUCUGAACACCGCACCAAACGCUCCCACAUGUGGCAGACGGCCCCUGUGGUGGACUGGACCAAGGAGCAGGUGAGUCAGUGGCUGGUGGUGCAGGGCCUGGAGGGGUGCGUGGGCAAGUUCCAAGAGUUGGCCAUCACCGGUCCAAGGCUCCUCAACCUCGACGCACGCGACCUCAAGAACCUCGGCCUGGCCACCGACGAUAAGAACAAGAUAAAGAGGAAGGUGAAGGAUCUGCGCCUGGCUGUGGAGAAGGAGCGGAAGCAGAUAGAGAAGGAGAAGAAGGGGAGGGAGAAGCUGCAGAAGAAGGCGGAGAAACUGGCGGAGAAGGCGGAGAGGAAGAAGAAGUAGCAGGAGGAGGAAGAGGGAGGAGAAGGAGAGAAGACGUACUGGAAGGAAUGACGAGGAGGAGGAAGGAAAGAGGAAGAAAGAAGACAUGGAAGGAAAUAAUGAAGAUGGUGAAUGGAAGAAGAAGGAAGAAUAGGAAGAUAAAUAAGUACUGGAAAGAAAGAGAGAGAGAAAGGAAAGAAAAAGAAAGGAAUAAUCAUGAUAAACAGGAGACGGAAAAGAGAGAGAGAGAGAGAGAGAGAGAGAGAGAGAGAGAAAAUGCAAAGAAAUAAGUUGAGUGUGAAAGAAUAAAAAGAUAAAGAAAGAAAGAAAAAGAGAGAAAAUGAGAGAGAGAGGAAGUGUGAAAGAAUGAGAAAGAGAAAAAAAAUAAAUCAAAUACAUUAACAACAACAACAACAGUAACAAUGACCACCUACACACACACACACACACACACACACACAAGGAAAAAAACAGUCAUGGCAUGUGCGUUUCUGAACCAUAUGUGCGUCUGUGUGCGUGAGUGAGGGGCAGGGUAGGUUAUGGAAGGGCAGGGAAGGGCAUAACUUAACCCCCAUCACCCCCUUCCCAUCACCCCAUCACUCCCUGCCCUCCUCCUCCUCCUCCUCCUCCUCCUCCUCCUCUCUGCAAAAUGACAUGACAUAAUAUAGUUAAAAAUAUUAAUUCCUCUCAUACCUCAUAGUUCCUCCUCCUCCUCCUCCUCCUCCUCCUUCCAAGUCUUCCCUUAUGACCUAAUUUAUGUCAAGUGCUUCCUAUAUGAGUGUGAAGGAGAUAGAGAGAUAGAGAGAUAAAGGAGAGAGAUAGAGAGAUUGUAAAGAAAAUAGAUAGAUAAAGGGUUAGAUAGAAAAGUGUAAAGAAAAUAGAGCAAAGAGAGAAAGUAAAGAAAAUUGAGAGAGAGAGAGAGAGAGAUUGAAGAAAGUGUCAUGAUAAUGCAAAAGAAAAUGGAAACUAAAGAAAAUAUCCGCUUGUGUGAGAAAGGAAGGAAAUUGAGCAAGAGAGAUAGAUUGAUAAAAGAGAGAGAGGUAAGAAUGAGCGACUGAAGAAAACGGAAAUUAAACCCCGAUUGAUGAGAAAUUCGGGGAAACUAAAGAAAAUAUCCGUUUGUGUGAGGAAGGAAAGGAAAGAGAUGGAGAGAGGAAAGAAAACGGAGGAAAGAUGUAGAUGUAUAAGGAGGGAUAAAUAGGUGUGUGAUAAAGGUAAAGGAAGAAAAAGAUGAUGGGUGGAGAUGAAAGGAAGAAAAAGAUGAUGGGUGGAGAUGAAAGGAAGAAAAUGAAGGAUGAAAAAAAUGAAGAAAAGAUGAAAAAGAAAAGGUGAAAAGGAAAUGAAGGAUAAAGAAAAAGAUGAAGAAAAGAUGAAAAAGAAAAGGUGAAAAGAAAAUGAAGGAUAAAGAAAAAGAUGAAGAAAAGAUGAAAAGGAGAAAAAGGACAGAAGAAAAGACAAGAAACAGACAAAGAACAAAGAAAGAAAAAAAAAUACACGUCCUUGAAUGAAAACAACAAAACAAUAAACAAACAAACAACAAAAGGACAAAGUGAAACAAAACUAAAGAAAACAAAGAGUGGAACUAAAGAGGGGGGGGAGGGAGGACAACUAGAAACAAAGGGACAGGAACAGACAAAGAUGAGAGGGGGACCACUAGAAACAAACAGAUGGGGGAGGGGGACCACUAGAAACAAACAGAUGGGGGAAGGGGACCACUAGAAACAAAGGGACAGAAACAGACAGGCGGACAGACAGGAACGCAAUGCUCAGUGUAAAUAAAGAAAGGGAAGACGAUACAAGGGGACCAACUGUAGAGAGUGUGACGAUAGGUGAGUCCCCCCCCUUACCUUCCCCUCCCCCCCCCCUCACCCCUCUACCUGUACCCUCGUUAUCUCUCGCUCCCGUCGUCGUCACCUGGUUAAUGAUGAUGAUGCAUGUGUUUGUGUGUACGUACAUGUGUUUUGUGAUGAUGGUGUUGAUAGGAUGAAAAUGUGUGUGUGUGUGUGUAGAUGGUGAAGGAAUGCUGAUGAUGAUGGUAGUGACAGUUGAAGAGGAUGGUGACUUGUGUUUUAUAUGUAGAUGAUGGUGGAAAAUGAGGGUUAAAAAUGUGCUUCUGUUAAAAUGAUGAUGGGAAAAAAAGGAAAAAAUAUUGAAAGAAAGAGAUUGAUGACAUGAACUGCAGAUUAAAAUGUCAACACAAGAAAGGAAGGAAGAAAGAAAUUGGAAUGAAGGAAGGAAGGAGAAAGGGAAAAAUAAAGAAAAUGGAAGGAAGGAAGAAAAUGAAAGGGAGAAAGAAAGAAAAUGGAAGGAAGGAGGAAGAAAGAAAGAAAAUGGAAGGAAGAAAGAAAGAAAAAAGUAAAAAAAAGGAGGAAAAGAAACAAAAUACUGAAAAUAAUAAUAAUAAUAAUAAUAAUAAUAAUAAUAGUAGAAAAAAAAGAAGCAGAAAAGAAGGAAAGUGUAAAAAAUAAGAAGAAAAUAAUGAAAAAAACAAACCAAUAGAGAAAAAGAAAAAGGGAACCAGAAGAAAAAGCAAAAAAACAAGAAAUAAUAAGAAGAGGAAGAAAAGGGAAGAAUGGAAAAUAAAAAAUAAAAAACACUGAAAAUAAACAAAAAAACAACAACAACAACAGGAAAACAAAACACAAAUGGAAAAAAAAUUGUGUCGCUCUUCAACCAACCAAGCGAGGUGUGUGUGUGUGUGUGUGUGUGUGUGUGUGUGUGUGUGUGUGUGUGUGUGUGUGUGUGUGUGUGUGUUGUAUUAAAUCCCCCUCCCUCUCCCAUUCCUUCCCUACCUCCCCUCCCCCCCCUCCCCCACCCCAUCAAUCACCCCCUUCAAAGCAUUAUGUAACCCCCCCAUAUCUUCCCCCCCCCUAAGAAAAUGAGAGUAAAGGGGGGUGGGUGGAGGAAGGGGGGUGGGGGGGGAACCUCAGUGAAUAAAGAAGGACCUCAUGAAUGGAUAAUGAUGGUGAAGAUGAUGGUGAUGGUGGUGAUUGUGCAGUAUUUUCUAUGGGGAGAGAGAGGGUGUGUGUGUGUGUGUGUGUGUGUGUUGGGAUAUUGAUGCCAAACUGCUUAUAUUGCCAUUAUUUGUAUGUUGUUUUAAUGGUGAGAAUGCCAUAGAGAGAGAGAGAGAGAGAGAGAGAGAGCAGCUUCAAGGACAAACAAUAUCACUAUACUUUAUUUUUUUCAUCUUCCUUUUUUUCCUUCUCCUUCUUCUUUCCCUCCAUUCCUUCGUCUCCUCCCCUCCUCUUUUUUUACCCUUAUCCUUUUCAUUCUCCUUCCUUCUCCACAUUCUCCUCCACACGCCACUUCCGUUUUUAGUGGCACCAUCUACCACCUACCGCUUCUGUUAGGUGACUAGAAUGGCCGUGUGUGUGUGUGUGUGUGUGUGUGUGUGUGUGUGUGUGUGUGUGUGUGUGUGUGUGUGUGUUUGGGGUACGAUGAAUCCACUCCUUCAAUUCUUCCUCUAUUCUAUCUUCAUCCCUUUUUUCUUUACCUAUCUUCUCCUCUCUUCUUUCUCAUUCUUCCACUCCUUCGCUUCUUCCUCUAUUCCAUCUUCAUCCCUUUUUGCAAUUUCCAUUCUUCAUCUAUUUUUCCUAUACCUUCCUUCCUUAUUCUUCCACUUAUUCAUUCAUUCUGUUUUUUGUUUGUUUAUUCAAGCGUUCAUUUCUCCCUUCCUUAAUAACUUGUGGUCCUUAGAACUUGUAUUGGCUCGACUUGGAAGGCUUGGUUGGCUGAGAGAUUGAGAGACUGGCUGGCUGGUUAGUUUGCUGGUUGGUUGGGUGAGUGAGAGACUUUAAGACCGCCUGCCACCAAGCCCUCAAGCCAAGUCCAUCUUAGUUUUUUGUGCCACAUUUUAUAUUUGUUUUCUUCUUCCUUUCCCUUUCUCCUUUCUUCCUGUCAUUCACUUCCUUUCCCUUUUUCCUUCCUUUCUUCCUUUUCUUUCUCUCUUCCCACCUUUUAAUUUCUUUCUACUAUUUCCUUUCAUUUAUUUUCCCUGUACUUUUCUUUCUUCCUUUCUCUUAUUCUAUCCUUUUCUCUUAAUCUUUUCUCUCUACUCUUCCUUCCUUUCUUUAUCUCAUUAUCUUCUUUAUUUUAUCUUUCCCUGCUAUCUUUUCUUUCUUCCUUAUCUUCUCGUUCUCUUCUCUUUUAUUUCAUUCCUUCCUUCCUUUCCUCCUCCUCCUCCCCUUCGUUCCUUCCUUCCUUCUUUUCCUCCUUCCUUCCUUCCUUCCUUCUUUUCCUCCUCCCAUUCCUUCCUUCCUUCCUGCUUCAUCAAUUUUAUAUUUUAUUUCUAUUUACUUUAUUUUUUAUUUAAUAUUUGAAUGUUUUAUUGAUAUUUAAAGAGAUUGUACAGUUUUUUUUUAUGUGUAUGUGUGUAUAGAUUUUAAAACACCUUUGAUAUUUGUUUGUCCUUGCUGCUGAGAGAGAGAGAGAGAGAGAGAGAGAGAGAGAGAGAGAGAGAGAGAGAGAGAGAGAGAGAGAGAGAGAG
This is a messenger RNA of Eriocheir sinensis (Chinese mitten crab), 8137 nucleotides long. RefSeq names its product neurabin-1-like (gene Spn). The record is from RefSeq and is a predicted model, not a curated record. Gene Ontology annotation, biological process: calcium-mediated signaling; neuron projection development; actin filament organization. Gene Ontology annotation, molecular function: actin filament binding. Lineage: Eukaryota; Metazoa; Arthropoda; Malacostraca; Decapoda; Varunidae. Gene Ontology annotation, cellular component: cytoplasm; postsynaptic density; dendrite. The transcript has 20 exons. The coding region runs from base 67 to 3672 and encodes 1201 amino acids.